AUGAGCACCAAUCCCUCUCACAUCCUCAUCGCGCGACAUUCUCGAGGCCCAAACACGCCGUCUGCUUCCCUCAGCUCUCCGACAGAAACACACGCAGCGGCGGCGGGUAUAUUCCGCGCGACGGGCUCCCCUCCAUGGCUGCUCGAGGAAUGCGAGACCGACGAUAUCGUCUCCGACCUGAGCAUCGAUUCUGACGACCUGGCCAUUGAUCUCGAUGAGACGUUCACAAAGAAUAGCAGAUUUCCUGGCACGGUGAAGAUCAUCGUCGAGACCACUACAUUCUGGGCACACAAAGAGGUCCUCUUCUUCUCGUCCCCAUUCUUCGAGGCAGCUCUUAGUGGGAACUGGGCAGAGACUGGACGACCUCCAUCUAUGUCGUCCGUUAUUACCAUUUCCCAGCCACCUUCGAAUCCAGGGGACAAAGGCAACCGCGAAGGUCCUACUGAGAUGACCUUCGCGCCAAUGGACCCGGACGUAUAUCCGGACGAUCUCGAGAUUCUGGUACCCGGGGAACUCGCCGGGACGGAGCCCACUACUUCAAGUGACUCCGAGGAAGGUGAUUCAGCAAAGGAGGAGAGAGCUAAAGCCAGAAACUCGAGCCUGGCAAAGUUACAGGGCACUUCAUCUCGAUCCUCUACAGAUAAUAUUAGCCUUGAAGUCCCCACUACCGCUAAAUCCACCACCCAGGGUGCUCUCAAACGACGUCUCAGGAACGGCCCCGACGCAGUUAUUGUUCUCAAAGAAGAACGCGCCAGUACCUUUCACGACUUUCUCAAAUUUGUUUAUCCUCACCUCGUUUGCACUAUAACAUGGAACAACGUCGAAGGGCUCAUGAAUAUCUCGCAUAAACUCUCGGUGCCGUCCCUACAGCAAGAAUGCUUGACCUUCUUGCUCAAAAGUGCGGCCGGCAGACCGAUUAAAGCCCUUCGCAUCGCAGAGCUCUUCGAGGAAGAAGAACUAUAUCGAGAAGCUAGCCGAUUCGUCUUGGACAACCCUGGGGGGUGGUCGGAGCAUGAGCUAAAUACACUGAGCCAAGAGACACUGCUUAAAUUAGAAAAGAGACGGAAUUGGUUCCUUGAGCGAGUGUUGAAGUUGGGCCUUACAUUGAUCGCGAAAGAAUACCAGUGCUGCCCAUCUUGUCCAGAUUCAACCAAUUGUGCUCGCCUCUUAGAAGAGAAGUGGCGACAAGCCUACCAUGCCGUCUUCAGAUUCGGACCUCCACAACCUUCAAUGGUCUUUCGGUAUCUUCGUAUGCUCGAAGGAGUCAGCCCACCGUUAGCCCUGAGCCAUCUUGCCUGCCAGACUAGUGCCAAAGCCUUCAUUGCAACACUUUUUGAUAGGAUGUUCUCCCUCGGUGUUCGGGGGAGCGGCACAGAGUCCGCGCCACUAGGUGCGCGAGUCGCCGCCGCCGCCGCAGUUGCUGGAGGGGUAACCGGUCCCCGCCGCCACUUCCUUUACUGUUCGUUAAAGCCAGAGAUUGUGACCCGUCCAGUGCCGCGUGCAAGGGAAUGA
Messenger RNA from Pleurotus ostreatus (oyster mushroom), 1512 nucleotides. RefSeq lists its product as uncharacterized. NCBI's taxonomy places the organism in Eukaryota, Fungi, Basidiomycota, Agaricomycetes, Agaricales, Pleurotaceae. The coding region runs from base 1 to 1512 and encodes 503 amino acids. The transcript has 8 exons. The record is from RefSeq and is a predicted model, not a curated record. Gene Ontology annotation, molecular function: protein binding.